Messenger RNA from Nomascus leucogenys (northern white-cheeked gibbon), 5351 nucleotides. Its product is annotated as zinc finger protein 43. Gene Ontology annotation, biological process: negative regulation of transcription by RNA polymerase II. Gene Ontology annotation, cellular component: nucleus. Gene Ontology annotation, molecular function: RNA polymerase II transcription regulatory region sequence-specific DNA binding; DNA-binding transcription repressor activity, RNA polymerase II-specific. The record is from RefSeq and is a predicted model, not a curated record. NCBI's taxonomy places the organism in Eukaryota, Metazoa, Chordata, Mammalia, Primates, Hylobatidae.
GACCUUAGAAGUUAUCCAAUCAGGGACGCUGGGCUGGAAACCGUCCAAUCAGGCACGGGGCAGGAGAGGACAGGGCGGCUUCCGGGAUGUGGCGGGGCCUUUGUCUCUGGCUGCAGUUGGAGAUUCGCGUCUCGUUUCCACUCUUCUGUGUCCUCUGCUGCUAGAGGUCCAGCCUCUGUGGCUCUGUGACCUGCAGGUAUUAGGGGAUCCAACAGCUAAGAUGCCAGGACCCCCCGGAAGCCUAGAAAUGGGACCAUUGACAUUUAUGGAUGUGGCCAUAGAAUUCUGUCUGGAGGAGUGGCAAUGCCUGGACACUGCACAGCAAAAUUUAUAUAGGACUGUGAUGUUAGAGAACUACAGAAACCUGGUCUUCCUGGGUAUUGCUGUCUCUAAGCCAGACCUGAUCACCUGUCUAGAGCAAGAAAAAGAGCCUUGGGAGCCUAUGAGGAGACAUGAAAUGGUAGCCAAACCCCCAGUUAUGUGUUCUCAUUUUACCCAAGACUUUUGGCCAGAGAAGCAUAUAAAAGAUCAUUGCCAAAAAGUGACACUGAGAAGAUAUAAAAACUGUGAACAUAAAAAUGUACAUUUAAAAAAAGACCAUAAAAGUGUGGAUAAGUGUAAGGUGCACAGAGGAGGUUAUAAUGGAUUUAACCAAUGUUUGCCAGCUACCCAGAGCAAAAUAUUUCUAUUUGAUAAAUGUGUGAAAGCCUUUCAUAAAUUUUCAAAUUCAAACAGACAUAAGAUAAGCCAUACUGAAAAAAAACUUUUCAAAUGCAAAGAAUGUGGCAAAUCAUUUUGCAUGCUUCCACAUCUAGCUCAACAUAAAAUAAUUCAUACCAGAGUGAAUUUCUGCAAAUGUGAAAAAUGUGGAAAAGCUUUUAACUGCCCUUCAAUCAUCACUAAACACAAGAGAAUUAAUACUGGAGAGAAACCCUACACAUGUGAAGAAUGUGGCAAAGUCUUUAACUGGUCCUCAUGCCUUACUACACAUAAAAAAUUUUAUACUGGAUACAAACUCUACAAAUGUCAGGAAUGUGGCAAAGUUUUUAACAAGUCCUCAAUCCUUACUACCCAUAAGAUAAUUUGCACUGGAGAGAAAUUCUACAAAUGUAAAGAAUGUGCCAAAGCUUUUAACCAAUCCUCAAACCUUACUGAACAUAAGAAAAUUCAUCCUGGAGAGAAACCUUACAAAUGUGAAGAAUGUGGCAAAGCUUUUAACUGGCCCUCAACUCUUACUAAACAUAAGAGAAUUCAUACUGGAGAGAAACCCUACAAAUGUGAAGAAUGUGGCAAAGCCUUUAACCAGUUCUCAAACCUUACUACACAUAAGAGAAUCCAUACUGCAGAGAAAUUCUAUAAAUGUACAGAAUGUGGUGAAGCUUUUAGCCGGUCCUCAAACCUUACUAAACAUAAGAAAAUUCAUACUGAAAAGAAACCCUACAAAUGUGAAGAAUGUGGCAAAGCUUUUAGAUGGUCCUCAAAGCUUACUGAACAUAAGUUAACUCAUACUGGAGAGAAACCCUACAAAUGUGAAGAAUGUGGCAAAGCCUUUAACUGGCCCUCAACCCUUACUAAACAUAACAGAAUUCAUACUGGAGAGAAGCCCUACAAAUGUGAAGUAUGUGGCAAAGCCUUUAACCAGUUCUCAAACCUUACUACACAUAAGAGAAUUCAUACUGCAGAGAAACCCUACAAAUGUGAAGAAUGUGGCAAAGCUUUUAGCCGGUCCUCAAACCUUACUAAGCAUAAGAAAAUUCACAUUGAAAAGAAACCCUACAAAUGUGAAGAAUGUGGCAAAGCUUUUAAGUGGUCCUCAAAGCUUACUGAACAUAAGAUAACUCAUACUGGAGAGAAACCCUACAAAUGUGAAGAAUGCGGCAAAGCUUUUAACCAUUUCUCAAUCCUUACCAAACAUAAGAGGAUUCAUACUGGAGAGAAACCCUACAAGUGUGAAGAAUGUGGCAGAGCUUUUACCCAAUCCUCAAACCUUACUACACAUAAGAAAAUUCAUACUGGAGAGAAAUUCUACAAAUGUGAAGAAUGUGGCAAAGCUUUUACCCAAUCUUCAAACCUUACUACACAUAAAAAAAUUCAUACUGGAGGAAAACCCUACAAAUGUGAAGAAUGUGGCAAAGCUUUUAACCAGUUCUCAACUCUUACUAAACAUAAGAUAAUUCACACUGAGGAGAAACCCUACAAAUGUGAAAAAUGUGGCAAAGCCUUUAAGUGGUCCUCAACCCUUACUAAACAUAAGAUAAUUCAUACUGGAGAGAAACCCUACAAAUGUGAAGAAUGUGGCAAAGCUUUUAAACUGUCCUCAACCCUUUCUACACAUAAGAUUAUUCAUACUGGAGAGAAACCCUACAAAUGUGAAAAAUGUGGCAAAGCUUUUAACCGAUCCUCAAACCUUAUUGAACAUAAGAAAAUUCAUACUGGAGAGCAACCCUACAAAUGUGAAGAAUGUGGCAAAGCAUUUAACUAUUCCUCACACCUUAAUACACAUAAGAGAAUUCAUACUAAAGAGCAACCCUACAAAUGUAAAGAAUGUGGCAAAGCUUUCAACCAAUAUUCAAACCUUACUACCCAUAACAAAAUUCAUACUGGAGAGAAACUCUACAAACCUGAAGAUGUAACAGUGAUUUUGACAACACCUCAAACUUUUUCAAACAUAAAAUAAAUUAUACUGGUGAGAAAUUCUAGAAAUGUAAAGAAUGUGACAAAGGCUUUACAUGGUUGUCACACUUGAUUAUAGAUAAGAUAAUUUAUAUUGGAGUAAACUUCUACAAGUAUGAAGAAUGUGGCAAAACUUUUAAUUAAUGCUCAUACCUUAUUGCACAGGAAAGAAUUUUUACUUGGAAAAAACGUGUAUACACAAAGAAUGUGGAAAAGCCAUUAAUAUGUGCUCAUAUCUUACUCAACAUCAGAGAGUCUGUACUUAAUAAAACCAUUAUAGAUGCAACUAGUGUCAAAAUAUCUUUCAGAAAAUAGAAGCCUUUAAAGUGAAGAAGAUAAUUCAUUCUGAAGACAAACAUUACAAAUAUUAAGAGGGUUGUAGUACCAUUACUUGCAUCGCAGAUCUUAUUGUACACAUUUUGUACUAAAGAAAACCUUGAAGCAGUUGCUCAAAUACUGUUCAACAUCAGAAAAUUUAUAUUAGAAAAAAACCCUGGAAAAUGUAAUAAAUUUGUAAAAACAGUUUUGAAAAACUACAGCUUGUAAAACAUGAGGGUCUAUAAUACUCGGUUGAUAGUACAAAGUUUGUUCAACAUCAGGGAAUUUAUAUUGGAGAAAAACCCUACAAAUGUAAUCAGUUUGGAAAAACAUUUUUUUAAAAACCACAGCAUAGAAAACACCAGAGUGUUCAUAUUAAAAUAUGUUUUCGCAGAUGCAGUAAAAAUGAAAAAAAUUUAAUCCGAAAUUAAGUUUAUGUAAAUAUCUGAGAAUACACAGUAGAAAUAUCUAAGGCACGGACACUUCAGACAUUACACUAAAUCAGUGCUAAGUACAGAAAACAACACUAAAUAAAACUUGGUGGAUAAAUUAUUUGUAUAUAACAUUAAAAGAAGUAGAAGAUUUUCAGAGUUAUUACAAUUAAAGUAUACUUUUAUCUUGAAAAAAUUACUGAUUUUUAAAUUAGUGAAUAAUGAUGUAAUUAAACUCACAUAACUUUAUGCUCUUUUUUCAUUCCUGCUAUAUUCACAUGUGAAAGCAUGUGACCAAUUGUUGCUGCAUCAAAGAUGUGAGAGAUUCUUUUAUUAGGUGGGCAUUAUUUAAAACAUUUUUUAUGGAACAAUAAGGAUAUUAAAGUGUAAGAUGCAGCCAGGCAUGGUGGCUCAUGCCUAUAAUCCCAGCACUUUGGGAGGCUGAAGCCGGUGGAUCACCUGAGGUCAGGAGUUUGAGACCAGCCUGACUAACAUGGUGAAACCCUGUCUUUACUAAAAAUACAAAAAUUUGCCAGGCACCUAUAAUCCCAGCUACUUCAAAGGCUGGAGCAGGAGAAUCACUUGAACCUGGGAAGUGGAGGUCUCAGCCGAAAUCAUACCCUUGCACUCCAACCUGGGCAACAAAAGUCAAACUCCAUCUCAAAAAAAAAAAAAAAAAAAGUAAGAUGCAUGAUGAAAAUAUAACUGGAGAGGCUCUUUGUGGUUAACUUAUAAAGGAGUGAUGCAGGAGGUAGGUUUUCAGAGUAAUAUUCUUCUGCAUUAUAGUGAGAAAACAAGUUUUUUAUUUUAGUUAAAAUUGGUUAAAUUAGGAAGUCAUUUUACUUAUUGUAAUUUUAUGUAAUUAAAUAAAGUACAUUACAUUUUUAAAUUUUUAGAUUACAUGGAAACAUAACUUUUAAAAAAUGUGUUAAGACCAUUGUACAUUCAAUGAAGCAUUAUUAGGCUUCUAACUUUAACCUAUUCCACCUUACUCAAGGGUGUAUGUAAAAGAUAGUAACAGUAUACUAUUUGGUAACAUAAUGGACUAACAUUUCUAGUAAUCUAUUUCACCAGUGGCUUUCAACUGCAAAUAAGUUAAAGAAUAUUUUUCUAUAGGUUAAAUAUUCCUUUUUGUCUUAUUUAAACUUACUGUUUUUAAUUUCUGUGGGUACAUAGUAUGAUUUUAAUUAUUUUAUUCUUUGUGCUAUUCAUAAUUUUUUUUGUUUGUUUUUUUUUUUGUUUUUUUUUUUUUUUUUUGAGACUGAGUCUCACUCUCGCCCAGGCUGGAGUGCAGUGGCACGAUCUCGGCUCAUGGCAAGCUCUGCCUCCCAGGUUCACGCCAUUCUCCUGCCUCAGCCUCCCAGGUAGCUGGGACUACAGGUGCCCAGUACUUGUUUGGGUUUUUCUUUUGGAGACGGAUUCUGGCUCUGUCACCCAGGCUGGAGUACAGUGGCAUGAUCUCGGCUCACUGCAACCUCCACCUCCCCGGUUCAAGUGAUUCUCCUGCCUCAGCCUCCCAAAUAGCUGAGAUUACAGGUGUCCACCAUCACACCAGGCUAAUUUUUGUAUUUUUAGUAGAGACGGAGUUUCACCAUGUUGGCCAGGAUGGUCUCGAUCUUCUGACCUCGUGAUCUGCCUGCCUCGGCCUCUCAGAGUUCUGGAACCACAGGCAUGAGCCACUGCACCUGGCCAAAUGUGUAUAUAUUUAUGCAGUAUAUGACAUGUUUUGAUACAGGCAUAUAACAUGUAUUAGUCACAUCAGGAUAAAUAAAGUAUCCAUUACCUUCAGCAUUUAUCCUUUGUAUUACAAGCCAAUUCUACACUUAAUUAUUUUAAUGUACAAUGAUAUUGUUAUUGGCUACAGGGUCAUUUUAAUUAUAAAAAUUAUAUAGAAGUAUAAAUAAAAUCCAUACAUUCCUGAGUCAUGAA